This is a messenger RNA of Lindgomyces ingoldianus, 731 nucleotides long. RefSeq lists its product as uncharacterized. Bases 252 to 617 code for a protein of 121 amino acids. Lineage: Eukaryota; Fungi; Ascomycota; Dothideomycetes; Pleosporales; Lindgomycetaceae. The record is from RefSeq and is a predicted model, not a curated record. The transcript has 3 exons.
CGUGUAGCAUCUUUACCCUACUCUACAAUAAAACCCACUGUCACGCGGUCUUCAUGUGUUCAACUGCCAGGAAGCUUAAUUACAAUCACCUCUAGUGCCAGGCUAUAACCCGUAUUCAGCCAGUCUUCUACUGCUCGCACUGCUACAAUGGCUUUCGAAUCUGUCGUUCGGGCGAUGCAUCCUGUCAAGGUAGUUGUUUGGGCGAACAGGCGAUAGGCUUUCUCGGAGCGGGGACACUACUUAAUAGCUAUAUGCUGAUCCCUUCUGAAUCUGAUUUUGACCUCGCCGCACAGAAGUUGGUUGAGGCAGGUUUUCGCCCCGCCCUAUGGUCGUACGGUAUAAUCGAUCCACACCUCCUUCCAGGGCUUCCAACGAGGCGUAGUACUGUACGAUUGGGCGAUUUUGAGGCCUGUACGGGUGAGAUUUUGUGUACGUUCGUACGACAGGGAGGAGGAGAGGUAGGUGUACGUAUUCUUCACAUAUUGCUUCGAAGCACAUAUGUCUGCCUUACUCCCCCAAACGAUCUGUUAUCGAUGCAGAGAUUCUAUUGCGACAAGAACUUGUAUUAUCCUGACAAAGCUCUCCUCCUAGAGAGCUUUAUUAGGACUCUCCUCUAGGACUCUCCAGGCUUCUGGCGCGACUUGUUGGGGGUUUGGGCUAUAUCCUAUGUGUAUAGUAUACUGAUGGUUGAAGACACUGUGCUUGAUUCUUGCGACAAAGAAAGUGUUAGG